Messenger RNA from Anopheles nili, 2241 nucleotides. RefSeq names its product protein VAC14 homolog. The transcript has 6 exons. Gene Ontology annotation, biological process: phosphatidylinositol biosynthetic process; positive regulation of kinase activity. Lineage: Eukaryota; Metazoa; Arthropoda; Insecta; Diptera; Culicidae. The record is from RefSeq and is a predicted model, not a curated record. Gene Ontology annotation, cellular component: endosome membrane; PAS complex. Bases 1 to 2052 code for a protein of 683 amino acids.
AUGGAAAACGCAUUUGCACCAAUCAGUGAAGCCUGUGUUAAGGCGCUUAGCGAUAAAACCUACGACAAACGAAAAAUGGCAGCGCUUGAAAUAGAAAAAAUGGUAAUUGACUUCAAGUCGAAAAAGAAUAUGACACAAAUCAAGCGUAUCAUCGAUCUACUGAGCAAAGACUUCGUGCGGUCGAAUGACUCAAACAAAAAGAAGGGCGGACUAAUCGCUCUGGCUGCAACGAGUAUCGCGUUGGGAAAAGACACUGAAAAAUUCAUCGAGGACAUUGUCAAUCCUAUCAUGAACUGCCUGAUUGAUAGCGACAAUCGUGUGCGAUUUUUUGCUAGCGAAUCACUGUACAAUGUAGUAAAAGUAGCGCGAGGGGCGGUGCUGCCGUUCUUUCCGAGUGUUUUUAAUGCACUCAGCCGGCUUGUAACCGACCCAGAUGUAAGCAUAAAAAACGGCAGUGAAAUUCUCGAUCGCCUGCUGAAAGACAUUGUAAUCGAAUCAUCGCAAACAUUCGAUCUCGAUGCGUUCAUACCGCUUGUACGAGAACGCAUAAUGGUAAAAAGUUCGUUCGCACGACAGUUCAUUAUAUCGUGGAUUUCUGUGUUGAAUGCAGUUCCCGAAAUAAAUAUGGUCGUCUUUUUGCCCGAGAUUUUACAUGGUCUGUUCCAGAUGCUUGAGGACCCACUACCUGAAAUUCAGCGCAUGUGUGAGUCUCUGUUGGCUCAAUUCCUCAAAAUCAUUAAGGCGGAUCCUACUACGGCAGAUAUUCCUAAGAUGACUAACGUGUUGAUCGUUCAAGCGCAGUCAAGCAAUCCUUUGAUCCAGUUCUACGCCAUUUCAUGGAUCAAGGAGUUUGUUCAGCUUUCAGGUGGUGAGAUACUAAGCUUCUCGAGUGGUAUUUUUACUGCAAUAUUGCCCUGUUUGGCAUUUGAGAGUGAUGCGAAAAAGAACAUUAAGGACUGCGCAAAUGCUGUAAAUCUCAAUCUGCUGGAGCUGGUAUCGAAUGGUGAGGACAAGCAAAAGAAUCUCAGCUAUCUUGAUCUUAACUCCGUGAUGGAGGUUCUUCGUCAGUAUCUCGUCCAUAGUCCAGUGCCAACAAAGAUUGCUGUCCUUAAAUGGGUACAUCAUUUAUUCACAGAAGUGCACGACGAAAUGUCGGAGCAUGCGAAUAAAUUGUUUCCGGUCCUGCUUCGUGAUUGCCUUUCAGACAGCUCGGAUGAAGUUGUGCUGCAGGCGAUUGUUGUGCUGGCCGAGAUUGUUAAUUCUGCCACAGUCAAAGGCAAUGAUUUCGAUCAAACCCAGUACAGACAAUUUUUGGUAGAGUUAUUAAAUUUGUUCAGCGAAAACAACACUUUCCUGGAGAAACGCGGCACAUUGAUCAUACGCCAGCUUUGUCGUUUGCUCAAUGCGGAGUAUAUCUACCGUACGUUCGCAGAAAUUUUACUGGAAGAGCGAAUCAAUCUCAAGAUAGCCUCUACUAUGGUGCGAACACUCAACAUGAUAUUACUAACUACAUCCGACCUAUUCGAUCUUCGCAACAUGCUUCACGAUAUACGAAAUGAGAAAUCCGCCUCACUCUUCAAGUGCCUUUAUAAAUGUUGGGCACAUUGUCCCGUGUCAACUUUAUCACUCUGUUUGUUGGCGCAAUGCUACCAGCAUGUAUCAGAAAUCGUCACGUUAUUUGCUGACAUUGAAAUAACAGUUGAUUUCUUGGUGGAAAUAGAUAAAAUGGUGCAACUGAUUGAAUCCCCCAUAUUCGCCUCUUUGCGCCUGGCGCUAAUAUCGCAUUCGAACGAUAAUGCUGAUGCACAACAUUUAUCUCGAGCAUUGUAUGGCAUCCUGAUGUUACUCCCCCAGACGGAAGCUUUCCAUCUGUUAAAUAAUCGUCUGAAAUGCGUCCCGAACUACUGGAGCCAACCGAACAAAAUCAACUCCAAAUCAACCAACGAAAGUCAGUGCAAUAUUGAUUUUGGUCAGCUUUUCACUUAUUUCAAGUACAUUCAAGAUCUACACCACCAAAAACGUGUUGAGAAGAGAAAAAAGAACCAAUUUUAAUGCUGCUCUCAUCAGAUACUGCAUGAGCAUUAGCGAUCAAAGAAAAAAUCAAUUAUGUUAAUGGGUUGUAUUCUAUUCAACUCUUUUAUAAAUAAUAACCAGCGUAGUCGUUGUCGAAAGAACUGCUACAAUCACGACUCUAUUAAAUUGUUAAGUCAAACAAACAGAAAAACUGAUGCUUGUUUUGAA